UCCGGGGAGACCAGAUAUAGUGAAUGGGGGUCCGGGGAGAUCAGAUAUAGUGAAUGCAGGGUCCAGGGAGACCAGAUAUAGUGAAUGCAGGGUCCGGGGAGAGCGGAUAUAGGGAAUGCAGGGUCCGGGGAGAGCAGAUAUAGUGAAUGCAGGGUCCGGGGAGACCGGAUAUAGUGAAUGCAGGGGGGGGGGGGGUCCGGGGAGACCAGAUAUAGUGAAUGCAGGGUGCGGGGAGACCAGAUAUAGUGAAUGCAGGUUUUAGUAAAUCAAUCCUAGUCACCCAACCUGCUUGAGAAGUAGAAUUACUCAGCCCAUGUAGUGUUCAGUAGGAG
This is a messenger RNA of Staurois parvus, 332 nucleotides long. NCBI's taxonomy places the organism in Eukaryota, Metazoa, Chordata, Amphibia, Anura, Ranidae. The record is from the annotation of a GenBank genome assembly.